Messenger RNA from Zygosaccharomyces rouxii, 810 nucleotides. It is a transcript of the gene TRM9, whose product is annotated as tRNA (carboxymethyluridine(34)-5-O)-methyltransferase. NCBI's taxonomy places the organism in Eukaryota, Fungi, Ascomycota, Saccharomycetes, Saccharomycetales, Saccharomycetaceae. Gene Ontology annotation, cellular component: cytoplasm; nucleus. The transcript has a single exon. The record is from RefSeq and is a predicted model, not a curated record. Gene Ontology annotation, molecular function: tRNA binding; S-adenosylmethionine-dependent methyltransferase activity. Gene Ontology annotation, biological process: tRNA wobble uridine modification. Bases 1 to 810 code for a protein of 269 amino acids.
AUGGCUGAAUUGAAAGAGCAGGAGUACGUCCACAGGGUUUAUGAUGAGAUAGCGCCCCAUUUCUCUGAGACUAGGUACAAGCCGUGGCCGGUCGUGGCUAAUUUCCUCAAUUCACAACCUAUGGGGGCUAUUGGAAUCGAUGUUGGGUGUGGUAAUGGUAAGUACUUGGGGGUAAAUCCCAAUUUGUUCAUUAUUGGCUCUGACAGAUCUUCAGGAUUGAUCCAAUGCGCCAAUGAGAUCAACUCCCGUUAUAACGUUCUCAUUGCUGAUGGGUUACAGCUACCACAUAAAGACGGUACAUUUGAUUUUGCGAUUUCUAUUGCAGUGGUGCACCAUUGGACAACUAGAGAGAGACGUAUAGCUGCCAUUGCUCACAUUUUGACCAAAUUACGCCCUGAAGGUCAAGCGCUUAUCUACUGUUGGGCAUUAGAACAAAAUGAAUCGAGAAGAGGCUAUCAUGAGGGCAUGGAACAAGACGUAUUGAUCCCCUGGGUCCUUAAACCGAAGAAGCCAACAAAAUCUGUAAAGGCAGCGCCCGAGAAGGUAGAUCUUAGCGGUAUUCCACUGCAUGAAAGAGCUCAGUACGUCUCAGAGAUGAAGAAGAAGAGACGUCAGGAAUUGAGAAAAGAGCAGGAGGAGCUGGAGCAACAGCAGCAGCGGGAGGCAUCGCAAGACACCAGAUACCGGUUUUAUCACUUGUACCGUCGCGGAGAGCUCGAGGAAGACUGUAAAGCAGCUGGUGGAACGGUGAUCGGGACAGGAUACGAAAGGGAUAACUGGUAUGCUAUAGUAAAAUCUGCUACUAAAUAG